AUGUUACAGCUGACCAAGCGAUGUCUGCGGUUGUUUGACGGGAAUCCGCUGAAAGCGAUUGCAGAGCUCACACACUCACACACCGCAGGCUGCUCUGAGUGCCCGGAGCUGUCCCAGGAGAUCAAAUCUUUCAUCAAUGGUGUAGAUAGUCAGGGUAGAAAACUCAGUGUACGGGAACAUGCUCGCUGUGCUGUACGCCUGCUGCGUUCAGCUCCCGGCGUAGAGGUAGCAGUGCUGGAGCAUCUGAGGGGCGUGUAUGAUGAACAUGUCUCAGCUUUCCUGCACAACCUGGAGACAGAGGGAGAUUGCCAGCUCUGGGGUCAGCACCACCUGGAGGACAUCAUACAGGAGGUUCAUGGUGUGCUUUCUGAGUUCAUCUGCCUCAACCCACGGGCCUGGGCCCCGUUGGUGUCAGCCUGGGCAGUAGACUUAUUGGGCCAGCUGAGCAGCAAGCAUGCUGGGCGCAGAGUAGCCCCUCACUCCUCAAGUCUGAAUGAGUUACUCCAGCUCUGAUGUUCCUGUGCAGCCACGCGGUCCCUCAUGGACGCCUACUCCCAGUGCUUGGCUGCCAUGCUGGCCUGGUGUCCUGAUGCCUGUGUGGAUGCCUUGUUGGACACCUCAGUUCAACACUCUCCCCAUUUUGAUUGGGUGGUGGCUCACAUUGGCUCUGCCUUCCCAGGGACAAUUAUCAGCAGAGUCUUGGCCUGUGGACUCAAAGAUUUCUGCUCUCAUGGUGCCCAAGACCAAGGGCUGGUGGUGAUGGGAGUAGAUAUAGGCAGCAGAGUGCCUAAGAUUGGCUCUGUGGUGGGAAUUCUUGGUCACCUUGCAGCACACCAUUCAGAUAGUAUUCGGAAAGAACUGCUGAGAAUGUUCCAGGAAAGUCUGACCCCAUCAAGUCCUCUGUCUCCAACAUCAUCGUCCACCUCCUGGGAGACGUCCCCUCAGCUCCGCAGAGCUGCAGUACCAUUUCUUCUCCAACUGGCUGCCAUGUCUCCUAACCUCUUUGGCGCUGUAUCUGCAGAGCUGGUGGAGCUUCUUCGUCCACCGGUCCUGCUCCAGCUCCAGGGCAUACUGCAGGGUCUUCCCAGGGAGGAACUGGAUAACAUGCUGGGGCUAGCUGUCCAUCUUAUUAGUCAGAGCCCAACAGGUGGGGCCCGGAUCCUUCGCUUUCUGGCAGAUACAGCAACGCCAGCCUCUGUUAUCAUCUCUGGCCCGACACCCUCCCCACAUGAAGGAGUUAGAGAGGGAUGUGACCGCCUGCUUCAGAUGCUGCUUCUCCAUCUCCAUAAACUGGUCUUCAACCGCUCAGAUGGAGCAGGGCAACCCCACCACUCAGCUUCCUCCCAGGCCCAAAGGGUCAUCCCCUUCUUAGAGGAGCUUAGAUCUCAUGUAGGGGAGCUUUGUGCUGAGACGCUGCGACUGGAGAGAAAGCGUCAUCUCUGGCUGCACCAGUUGCUGUGCUUGCUAUCGGUGUAUGGGGGCCCCAGUGUGGCUACAGAGGCCCUGUGCCAGCUUCUUACCCAGGCCCGAAACCCAGAGGAGCUGGCUUUAGCGUGGCAGCUCCAUACUACGCUCUCCUCUUGCAUGUAGGUCUCAUUCCCAGCUGCAGUAGCCCGCUCUGUAGCCCAGAUCCAUACGCAUACCCUGGGCCCCCGGCAGCUGAGGCAGCUGCUGCUCAACCUGGCUGCAGCAAUUCAGAGCCAGGAUGAGGAGAGAAAAGGAAGCAGCAGGACCCCCAGUCUCCUCCAUGGCAAGUCCAGGUGGGCUCUGGCAGUCUCAGGGACACCUCCAUGAUUUUGGCCCCUCCUUCUCCAUGGUGACCCGGCUGUAUCUCAUGCAGCCGUGCGCCUCUUGUCCUGUAGCCCCCUCCCUCGCACCUCAUCACCAGCCCACUUGCUCCUGCUGUCACGUGCUGCUGUCACUCAUUUCUUUUUGGCACUGCGCAGGCGAGGAGAAGGAGGGAAAGUAGGGAGGGACUGCGGACAGGCGAGUGAGGCGGUGAAUUGUUCAGUCCUGCUUCUGUCGUUCGCAGCCUACUCUCCCCUUACUCUCAAGGCAGUACUUCAGCAGCUGGUAGAGGGCGCUUUACAUAAAGGCAAUGCUGACCUGUUUGGAGGGCAGAUUGCAGACAUGUCCGGUGCUCCUGUGGUUUCCCCAUCUGUGUCCCCUGACCUCGGAGCCUCACUGCUGGACAUCAACUGUCGGUUUGGUACCACAGUCAAUUUUUCUGGGAGUGUAUGGUCCGUGUUUCAUGCUGGGGUUAUCGGCAAGGGGCUAAAGGUUCGCACUUCCAUCUCAUUGCCUGACCCAUCUGGAGUCAUACAGAACAUCCAGACUCUGGUGACUGUUGUCGUCCAGUGCUGCAGCUCGUCUGGUCUCAAUGGUUCUUCAACGGCUCCCCGGCCUCCAUCUGACCCUGACGAGCCACCACCCAUCAAUGCAGAAGCUGCUAAAGUGGUUGCAGUCACACUAGUGGAAAAUGUUUGUCCAGAUGUGGCCAACAGUGAGCUGUCCUUGCCCCCAGAAGAGCAUGCCCGCACCACAGUAGAGCGGACAUUCACAUACGGACGUUGCUUUGAGGCCCAUCCUGUUCUCUUCCCUCUGCUUCAGGUGGUGGCAGCUGGACGCCCAGCUCUCUGCUACUGCUCUGCUGUGCUCAGAGGUCUCCUGGAUCUGCUAGCACACUGGGAGGCAUCCCGUGAAGUUUCAUCCACAGACUCCCCGUGGCACCUUCAGGCUUCCUGCCUCUUGGUAUCCUGCAUGGGAGAGGGUCAGCUCCUUCCUCCUGUUCUGGCUAAUGUCCAUGAAGCCUUCCCCUCCCUCACACCUUUUGAAGUGAGGCUGCUUCUCCUUGCUGUGUGGGAGUAUGUGAGGGGCAACGGGCCCAUGCCCCAGAAGUUUGUCUUCAGCUCUGAAAAAGGUGGUCUCUUUUGCAGGGAUUUCUCACGGGAUGGUGAUGUGGCAAGAUAUGUGGCACCAAUUCACAGCGUCCUACAUAAAAACAUUGAUCGAUUGGGACACUUGUGCUGGCGGUUCCAGCUUUGAGAUAAAUGAACUGUGAAGAGCAGUUAACAGUGAAUAAAGACUGAACAUAAAAUUUAAGCAAUACUGUGUUUGCCUCAGAAUUGGAAUGCCAAUAGUUGGCAUCUCUGGUACUUUAAUGGUAUAUGAGUAUAGUGAUGUUCAUCUUUACCUUAAAAUAUUUUUAGUAUUGAUACUUUUCUAUGUAGUUCAGAUAAAAGCUAAAUUGACAAAGAAAUAAUUCAUAAAUUUGUCCCAUUCAUAUUAUAGCCUUAAUAUGCUGUCUGGUUAGAAAAACAACUUAGAUUUAUAAGUUCGAGAUUGUUGUCAUAUUUCACAUUGUUCACAUGUUGUCAAAGUGUUGCUACAAACAUGCCUGCAUCAGUUCUAUAAGCAAACUGUUUCUACUACUAAAAAAUAAUGCUUUUUGUUCUGAGACUU
Messenger RNA from Sphaeramia orbicularis (orbiculate cardinalfish), 3462 nucleotides. RefSeq names its product integrator complex subunit 5 (gene ints5). The record is from RefSeq and is a predicted model, not a curated record. Gene Ontology annotation, biological process: snRNA 3'-end processing. NCBI's taxonomy places the organism in Eukaryota, Metazoa, Chordata, Actinopteri, Kurtiformes, Apogonidae. Gene Ontology annotation, cellular component: integrator complex.